Molecule: messenger RNA, 1787 nt
Organism: Scomber japonicus (chub mackerel)
Lineage: Eukaryota; Metazoa; Chordata; Actinopteri; Scombriformes; Scombridae
Product: coiled-coil domain-containing protein 9B
Exons: 14
Coding region: 51-1787 (578 amino acids)
Source: RefSeq, a predicted model, not a curated record
GCCGCCUCGGCAGCCUCACGCCUGGACCCAGCCCAGCUCUCACCGCUGACAUGGAAAGACCCACCGCCAGUGACAUGAUGCCCAAAAGGGAUCAUGAGAGGGACUUGGAGCUGGACAAGAAGAUAGAGGCACUCCGCAGGAAGAAUGAAGCACUCAUGAAGAGGUACAAGGAGGUGGAGGAGGACAAGAAAAGGGCAGAAGAGGACGGAAUGGCUCUGCAGAGCCGCAAGGGCAAAGCUGAUGACCUUAGUAUCACAAUCAGCAAGUCCACCAGUGACAGUCGAGUGGUGGUGACUAAGUCAUUCAGCGGUGGUUCACCAGCUGGGAAAGGACAGCAGGAGGCUGGGCCUGACCAAGGGGGAGAGGGUCCUCCACCAGGCAUUGGCAGAGGCCACAAGAAGCAGCUGAUGGUCACCAUGGCUGGCAAAAAGGGUAAGAGGGUGGUGAGUGAGAGGCCUGAGAAGAGGCCGGGCACGGCAGAUGUCAAGAGCCCUGCUGAUGAGGGACAGACGAGGCGCGUGGAGUCAUCUGGGAGGGGGAAGAAGCCUCCUCACACAACCAAGAAAGACACAGCAGCUCAGGAUGAGGUUAAACAAGGACAGAAGCAGACCGAGGAGCACCACUGGCUUUCAGAGCAUUGCGAGGAGCCUGAGAGCCCGCAGGCCAGCACAGACCUCAACAUCCCCACGUCGAGAGAGGAGCAGGAGGAGUACCUGCGGUGGAAAAAAGAGCGCGAGCAGAUCGACAGGGAGAGAGUGGCGCGUCACAAGAACGCCAAGGGCCAGUGGAGGCGGGCGUGGGACAUGGACAAAACUGACAACAUGUUCUCAGACAAAUCUGCCCCAGACAGAGAGUGGGGACCUCCCAGCAGAGUAUUUCCAGGUGGACGAAAUGCCAGAAGAGGACAGCCCAGGUCAAGUGCUGACUCAAGAGGUCAUGAGAAGCGAGGAAAAGACAAGGGAGCUAAAAACGUGUUAGUGAUGAGCAGUAAAGCAAAAGGCAAAGAUCGUCUGACUGGGAGAGCCAGGAGGUGGCAAGCAAAUGAAGAAGGAGAUAACCAACUGUCCUCUGACACAACAUUGGAGGAAUUCCUGGAGGAGCUUGACGCUCUUACAGAUGCAGAGGCGGAAGAUCAGAAAGAUCAGGACUCAAAAAUUAAGUUAUCACCCAGCCCAGAUUCUCUAAAUACAUCUGAGGAAGUGAGUGGAUCCACAGAUUCUGUGUCAGCUGCUAGCUCAAGAAAGGACACCCCCACUCAGGGGAAGACAGAUGCCCCGUCCCCUCGGGGUUCGGAGAAAAAAGUACGCUUCUCAGAGGACCUAAUCCAGGGCGCUCAUACAAGACAAAUCACAAGCUCUCAAGAGACUGCCAGCCCAGCAUCAAGUCCAAGCUCCUUAAAAGCUUCCACACCUAACGAAAUGAAGUGUGAGGUGCAGGGGCCACAGCAGCCUCUUGAAAGUGCCAAGGAGGAUUGUUGUAGUCCUCAGGAUCAGGGAGAUGGUCCUUUUACUCCUGUUGCCCAGCAGCAGGCUUCUGAAUCUGAAUGUACUAAAAAAGACAGCACCCACCCCACUGCUCCCAGCUCCCCCCCUGUGGAGAAAGCCUGUGCCUCUCUACAGGAGAACUCUGUCCAGCCUGUAGAGCUUGCCAAGUGCAACAUUAGCAACACAAACACAGAGGAACUAAUAGACUCAGGUCUAUCUGUCCUGAGCCUGGAGUCAGGAGAAACACACCCAGCACACUCCACCAGCAGUGACAAGGCAAGAGAGCAUGGGAAGAUUGUUUGA